Macrosteles quadrilineatus (aster leafhopper) is the source of this 1903-nucleotide messenger RNA. It is a transcript of the gene kdn, whose product is annotated as probable citrate synthase 2, mitochondrial. The transcript is spliced from 9 exons. Gene Ontology annotation, cellular component: mitochondrial matrix. NCBI's taxonomy places the organism in Eukaryota, Metazoa, Arthropoda, Insecta, Hemiptera, Cicadellidae. The record is from RefSeq and is a predicted model, not a curated record. Bases 91 to 1491 code for a protein of 466 amino acids. Gene Ontology annotation, biological process: tricarboxylic acid cycle; citrate metabolic process; carbohydrate metabolic process.
UUUUCUUUUACCUUUUCCUCUUUACUCUAGAGGUCGUGAAGGAGGCUUACCAAGCUCUUCAUCUGGUAUUGUUGAUUAUUUACGGACAGGAUGGCACUUUUUAGAAUAACAGCUACACGAACCCUCGAAUCAAAUCAGGUUUUCCCUGUGCUUUCUCUCAUAGCCAGGAACCUUACAGAUGCCUCCACAGAUCUUAAAGGUAUUCUGGCCAAGAAAAUUCCCAAAGAACAAGAAAGAGUGAAAGAGUUCCGCAAGAACUAUGGAGCUCAGAAGGUCGGAGAGGUCACCGUUGAUAUGAUGUACGGAGGUAUGAGAGGCAUCAAGGGUCUGGUGUGUGAGACGUCAGUGCUGGACCCUGAGGAAGGUAUCAGGUUCAGAGGCUACUCCAUCCCCGAGUGUCAGAAGCUGCUACCCAAGGCUAAGGGAGGCCAGGAGCCUCUGCCAGAGGGUCUCUUCUGGCUCCUUAUCACUGGAGACAUUCCUACUGAAGCUCAGGUAGCAGCGAUAUCCAAGGAGUGGGCGAACCGCGCAGGUCUGCCAUCCCACGUGGUCACCAUGUUGAACAACUUCCCCAGCAACUUGCACCCGAUGUCACAGUUCAGUGCGGCCAUCACUGCCCUCAACAGUGAGAGCAAGUUUGCCAAGGCCUACUCAGACGGAGUCAAGAAGGGGCUGUAUUGGGAGUACAUUUACGAAGACUCCAUGGACCUGAUCGCCAAGUUGCCUGUGAUCGCCGCGACGAUCUACCGCAACACGUACCAGGACGGUAAGGGUGUUGGAGCUAUUGACCCCAGCAAGGACUGGAGCGCAAACUUCACUCAGAUGCUGGGCUUCGACAGCCACGAGUUCACGGAGCUCAUGAGGUUAUACCUCACCAUCCACAGUGAUCACGAGGGAGGCAAUGUUUCCGCUCACACUGUUCACUUGGUUGGUUCAGCACUUUCAGAUCCUUACCUGUCAUUCGCUGCGGGUAUGAACGGUCUGGCCGGCCCCCUCCACGGAUUGGCCAAUCAGGAGGUGUUGGUGUUCCUGACCAAGAUGCAAAAAGAGUUGGGAGACAAUGUGACGGACGAGAAGUUGAAGGAGUACGUCUGGAAGACAUUGAAGGGUGGGCAGGUGGUACCUGGCUACGGACAUGCCGUGCUGAGGAAGACGGACCCUCGCUACACUUGUCAGCGAGAGUUCGCCCUCAAGCACCUGCCCAACGACCCUCUCUUUAAGCUGGUGUCCCAGACAUACAAGAUUGUUCCCCCCAUCCUGCUGGAGACUGGCAAGGUCAAGAAUCCCUGGCCCAACGUAGACGCUCACUCUGGAGUUCUACUGCAGUAUUACGGACUGAAGGAGAUGAACUACUACACAGUUCUGUUCGGUGUUUCCCGAGCCCUGGGAACACUGGCGUCUCUGGUGUGGGACCGAGCGUUGGGUCUGCCCAUCGAGCGUCCCAAGUCCAUGUCCACCGACGGCCUCAUGAAGCAACUGAAGGCAGCUUAAACAUUUCACCUCGAUGUUCAAACUCCCACGAGUUUAGUGGACGAGAAACAAAGCAGUUAGUAUGUGUCUUGACUCAUUAGAGAGUUCCACUCAAGUUGAACACGUCGAUUCCCCGUUAAUUUACAAUCAUCCUGUUGUACUUUCCAAAUUUCCAAAAACACUGCCAGGAAAGAUCAUUGUUUCUAAACCAAAUGAUGCUUUUACCAAAUCAUUGUCGUAGGGAGUGUAAUUUAUUCCUCAUUAUUUAAUAGUUUUUUAUAUUGUUGAUUUUUAUUUAUUACUUCAUCUCAUGAUUGUGUAUAGAUGUGCUGUGCCAGUAUAUCAAAGAUUAACUUAUUGGUUGUUUUGUUGAUUUGUAAAAAUGUAUCAAAAGUAGGGUUAUGAAUAAACCUUUUUUAGAUAGUACUUAAAA